AUGAUGGCGCUACCCGGGCUGCUCGUGGUGGAACUCGGGCUGAACGCGGCUUGUUUCAUCUGCGGAAUAGUUGCUGCCGCCUCCGUCACUAUUAUUCAGGGGCAGUUUGCCGGGCGCUGCAUGCUCUAUGGCAGUGUUGGGUACAAUGUCACCGCCCAGUCUCUGACCGUGGUGGCCUCCAGCUCCCCUUCCCUUUGCUAUUUUGUGUCAGCCAUCUCCGUGUGCGUGGCCAUCUACUGUUUCUCCCUCACCCUUUACUGGGUCUACACCUACUGCAUGGACCAGGACAUUAGGAGGGAGCAACUGUGGAUGAAUGUGACUCUGGUGGUUUGUGGGGUCUUCCUGUUCUUCCUGCUGGUGUCUGGGUGUGUUCUAAACAUUGGGAAGAACCACCUUUGUGAGUCCAUACUCCACACCAAAAUAGUAAACAGUUGCGAUGAAGCACAGAAUAAGACUUGGGUCAGUCCCUACAGUGGGACACGCUUCUAUGCCAGGCUACACAGUGCAGAGACAUCUGUGUGGGUGAACUUCUUCUUCUGGCUUGUGAUCGUGGGCGUAGUGAUCAUGCAGAGGCAUCAGGUGAUUGAUUUUGGUUCAGGGGGCACGCCUGUGGAUGGAAGCCCCUCUGAGACGGACCCCUUCCUCCAUCGUCCUGGCCAGCCCCAAUGACCCACCUAGCCCAGUGCCAUCCCCUCUCCCCUUGAAGGCAUUCUUGGAGCCACCUACAUUGAGCUGCCCAGUGGAUGAUGCAGCACUACCAGGCUUUCCUGUUUUAGCAGUUAACGAGCCAGGCUCCACCUGCAUGGUGUUUAAUUGCAGCUGAUUUAACCUGCUCUAGAACAGGUUUCUGGAAGAUUCACCAUGAAAAAGGUCACUGCAAGUGCUUUGCCUCUUUUGAGUUUACCUGCAAAAAUUGUUUUAGUAACAUAAACUUGGCAACUUGGCUACUGAACCAUGUGAUCACAUAUAUUCCUGUAAGCAGUUUAAAAAAUUUAACUCCAUAAACCAGCAGAUUGCGCAUUGUGUAGCAUAUACCAAAAGAGGCAAACAGUAUAAUUAGAAAAGCUUUUGUGUUUUGAAUGUGCCUAGAUUCAGUAGAAGUCUAGUCAACUGAAUCGCAUCUUCAGUAAUCAGCAUUUGGUAUUUCUUUUAAACUAGACAAACGUACCAAACACAUGCAGCAGGCAUACAAUGUAUGCCUCAAACGUGUAGGCAGCACACUAAAAAGAACAGAGGAUGUGUCUUUUUUUAAAGCCCAAUACACGUCAUACACACACUCAGCAUUUUGGACACAGUGGUGGGGUUGUUGG
This is a messenger RNA of Megalops cyprinoides (Indo-Pacific tarpon), 1310 nucleotides long. RefSeq names its product transmembrane protein 179Ba (gene tmem179ba). The transcript has 5 exons. NCBI's taxonomy places the organism in Eukaryota, Metazoa, Chordata, Actinopteri, Elopiformes, Megalopidae. The record is from RefSeq and is a predicted model, not a curated record. Bases 1 to 669 code for a protein of 222 amino acids.